Molecule: messenger RNA, 2177 nt
Organism: Asparagus officinalis (garden asparagus)
Lineage: Eukaryota; Viridiplantae; Streptophyta; Magnoliopsida; Asparagales; Asparagaceae
Product: inositol phosphorylceramide glucuronosyltransferase 1
Exons: 10
Coding region: 225-1871 (548 amino acids)
Molecular function (GO): glycosyltransferase activity
Source: RefSeq, a predicted model, not a curated record
AAACUACUUUUCAAUUUGGAAACGGAACAGAGUGAAUCUGUUGAAGAAGGAGAACUGGUCGUAGUUUUCUUCUUCCUCUCUCUCUGUCUCUCUAUUCGAUUCCUUAAAAAAAAAACAGCAGAAAAAAACCCCAAAAGUUUCUAGGGUUUUGUCCUUUAACAAUGAGCUGAUUUCUCCCAAAAUUCUCCCCUAAUUCAAUCAAUUUCCUAUCCGAUCGCAUCGCGAUGUCACUAGCUUCGAAAUUAGGGUUUAUCUCGGUACUUUUGGCGUUGCUUGGAGCUGCGAGCUGUGAAAGGAGCGAAUCGGAGGCUUACGUGACUCUUCUUUAUGGCGAUGAGUUCCUUCUCGGUGUUCGAGUUCUUGGCAAAUCGAUUCGAGACACUGGAUCGAAGAAGACCAUGGUUGUUCUCGUCUCUGAUGGCGUCUCGGAUUACUCGAAGAGACUCCUAACGGCUGAUGGUUGGAAAGUGGAACUUAUAACUUUGUUGGCUAAUCCAAAUUCCAUACGACCGAAAAGGUUUUGGGGAGUCUACACCAAAUUAAAAAUAUUUAACAUGACGAAGUAUAAGAAAGUUGUUUAUCUCGACGCUGACACAAUUGUGGUCAAGAGCAUUGAGGAUUUGUUCCAGUGUUCAAAGUUCUGUGCGAACCUGAAACAUUCUGAACGUCUGAAUUCUGGAGUUAUGGUUGUGGAACCUUCUGCAGCUCUUUUCGAUGACAUGAUGAGCAAAGUGAACUCUUUGUUUUCUUACACUGGAGGAGAUCAGGGUUUUCUCAACUCAUAUUAUGCUGAUUUUCCCAAUGCCCAUUUAUUUGAACCGAACUUAUCUUCAGAAGCUAGGAAAAGUAGGGCAACACCUGAAAUGGAGCGUCUCUCUACUCUGUAUAAUGCAGACGUUGGUCUUUACAUGCUGGCCAACAAGUGGAUGGUUGAUGAGAAGGAUCUACGAGUCAUUCAUUACACCCUUGGCCCUCUUAAGCCAUGGGAUUGGUGGACAGCUUGGCUUCUAAAACCUGUUGACGUCUGGCAGAAAGUUCGCGAACAACUUGAGGAAACACUUCCAGGUACCGGAGGAGGACGAAACGCCAAUGAGCAGCUGAUAGUCAGAAUUCUGUUUGCCCUUCCCUUAUGUCUUUUGCUGCUUUGUUACUACAGAUCCUUCUUUCAGAUCAGAGAUUUGUUCAGUACUUCUGGUCGAAGCUCUAUAUGUGAUUAUGCUCGACUUGUUUACUAUAAAUAUAGAUCAGGUGCAGGAAUUCAGAGUUAUUCUUCUGUUGGUGUCGCCUCAUCUUCCAUUGCUAAUUCAAAUCAACAGUUCUCAAGUGGCACAAAUUCGAAGGUACCUGCUUAUUUGGGUGCAGUCUCCAUAUCUUUUUGCUUUUUAGCUGCCAUAUUAUCAUUGGCACUUGCAUUUAUUGUUGUCCCUCGACAAGUAAUGCCGUGGACGGGUUUGCUGCUGAUGUAUGAGUGGACAUUCACAACAUUUUUCAUAAUGUUUGGAUGUUAUCUUCAUUUCGUCCACCUGUGGGGAAAGGCAACAGCAAGUCAAGCAGGAAGCAGUCUCCCACGUGUGGAUUCUGCUGAUUUGGAAUCAGGAAAAGGCCAUCAACGUCAGUCUUCGAGUUGUGAUGUUUCCAUAUGGUUCUAUGGAAGCGGGAUGGCAAUUCUAGCGGUUCUUGCCCUUUCAUUACCGAUCUUAUUGGGGAUCACUGCUCUUUUCGCUAGAUUAGGGUUAAUGGUUGGAGGAGGCAUAGUGCUUGCAUCUUUCAUGACAUAUGCUGCAGAGCAUCUUGCAAUCAGAGCGUUUCUUCGAGGGCUAGAAGAUCGCGAUGUGCCCAGCAGAAAUCGAAGCUUUUGUUUUUUGUGUUAACUUUCUUACGAUGUUGUAUAUUAAUUUUGCAUGUACAAAUUUUGACUUGCUAUUCUUUUGUAUCAGAUUCUAGUUUCCUCUGUUAGGGUGGUUCUUAGCUCUAGAGAGGCUGCAUGACCUUUGCAUAAUUUUGUAAUUUAUGAGGCAAAAUUUCCCCCUUGCAAUUGGCUGGCUUCGAAAUGCCUCUUUUUAGUUGUUGCCUUUUAGGGCAAGUCCAUUAAAUUUUUUGCUUUGUUAAGGUAUAGUCUGUUUUUCUGUAUUUGGAGUAAUCCAUCAAGUUGCUUGUCAUAUGGUGAGACUUGCACA